This is a messenger RNA of Fonsecaea erecta, 1365 nucleotides long. RefSeq lists its product as hypothetical. The transcript has a single exon. The coding region runs from base 1 to 1365 and encodes 454 amino acids. Gene Ontology annotation, molecular function: branched-chain-amino-acid:2-oxoglutarate transaminase activity. NCBI's taxonomy places the organism in Eukaryota, Fungi, Ascomycota, Eurotiomycetes, Chaetothyriales, Herpotrichiellaceae. Gene Ontology annotation, biological process: L-valine biosynthetic process; L-leucine biosynthetic process. The record is from RefSeq and is a predicted model, not a curated record. Gene Ontology annotation, cellular component: mitochondrion.
AUGGCGCCCGCCGCUGUUUCGCCCGUCUCCCCACCCUCACCUACCCUCGAUAAUACUUCCAAGUUGACCAAGGCUGGCACGGCCGCAAUCCUCGAGAAAGCUGCCUCCGAUGGACUUCAGAUUGCCGAACUGGAUGCCUCAAAACUGACUAUCACCCGCAACUUGAACCCCAAGAACGUGCCCAUUGCCAACUCGGCAGAAGUUUGGGCUCAGAACUGCACGACAGACCACAUGCUUACCGCUCGGUGGACCGAGAAAGCUGGAUGGGAAGCACCCGAGAUCCGACCUUAUGGACCACUGUCUAUCAUGCCCACGGCGUCUGUCUUGCAUUAUGCCACCGAGUGCUUUGAAGGAAUGAAAGCGUACAGAGGCGUUGACGGCAAGGUCCGCCUUUUCAGGGCCGACCGCAAUGCUAAGCGAUUCUUGCAGUCGGCAGCUCGAAUUGCACUGCCCAGCUUCUCGCCCGAGGAGUUUGUCAAGCUUUUGAAGAAAUUCGUCGGUGUCGAGGCGGCCAAAUGGAUUGCUGAGCCCGAGUCUUUCAUUUACAUUCGACCUACGAUGAUAGCAACGGCCCCUGCUCUGGGCGUGCAGAAGCCGAAGGAGGCACUGAUGUAUAUUAUCAUGGUCAUGUUUCCCUCUUUGGAUGACCCGAGCUGCAAGCCUCCUUCUAUCCCUGCCCCUCUCAGUGCCCAGCCCGAGUCAAAACCUGCUGCCCCCUCAAAGGGCAUGCGCCUCCUUGCUUCCCGACAUGACAUGAUCCGAGCCUGGCCAGGCGGCUUUGGAAACGCGAAGGUUGGGGCAAACUAUGGCCCCUCGCUCGUCGCACAGGGAGAAGCGCGGGCCCGGGGUUACGAUCAGAUCCUGUGGUUAUUUGGGAACGAAUGCUUCGUCACCGAAGCCGGGGGUUCUAAUUUCUUCGUGCUGUGGGAGAACAAGCAAACCGGACGGAGAGAGCUGGUCACCGCGCCCUUGGGCGAUGGUGUUAUCCUCGAAGGCGUUACGCGCGCCUCCGUGUUGGAUCUCGUCCGAUCCGGCGCGGUCGGCGGCGGCGACGUGGAUGUCAUCGAGAGGAAAUUCACCAUGCAAGAACUCCUCGACGCCCAAAGGGAGGGCAGACUCAUCGAGGCGUUUGGAGCCGGGACGGCUUUCUUCAUUGCCCCCGUGCAGGAUAUCCACUUCCGAGGCACCGAUCUGGUCCUGCCGCUGGGGCAAGAGGCACGGGACGGUGGAAAUGCCAAUGAUGGAGCCGCCUUUGCCCUGGGUGUCAAGAAAGCCCUGAAGGACAUCAUGUACGGCCGCCUUGAGCACGAGUGGGGUGUGGUGGUGGAGGAGGAGGAGGAGAAGGAAGCUGUUUUUGAUGAAUGA